AUGUCUUUUCUGAACCGGUCUCUCACGUCCUCGGACAGCAAUGGUAACCUCCCCACCCCGCCCAGCCCCCAGCGUCCGACAUGUUUUGACAUCGUAUUGAACAGCAACGAGCCCGCUCCGCCCAACGUCGCAGAAGCAGACAAGCCUCACCCCCCCGUCCCUCCAACCACACCCCCCGCCCACUCCCAACCCACCACUCGCCAACCCCGCCGCCGACAAACGACCAAGCGCGAACACGACCCGACCCGGUGCCGAGACAAGGGCUGCGCCCUCUCGGUCCCGGAGCAGGUGGCCGGCAACAUCCGCUGCGCCCCGUGCCUAGCCUCGCCGCCGUCCGGCUCGGAGAAGCGGAUCGCGCGCCGCGCCGCGGGCGACAUGUGCACGACCCUGGGCUGCGUGCUGUCGGCGGCGGAGCAGGCCGCCGGGUUUGCCACGUGCGCCGCCUGCCGGGCCAUGAAGGGCUGCGGCCGCAUGCGCCAGCGGGGACUGUACGCGGCGCAGGGCCGCUGCAGGACCCGCGGCUGUCCCCUGGGGCCUGAGGACCGCGGUUACGUCCAGUGCGCCUCUUGCAGGAAGGUGGGGAUGCAGCGCCUUCGAAUGUGGAAAAAGGUCGGAAAGGUGAGGAGCGGGGCGGGGGGUGCGGCGUCUUCGUGA
This is a messenger RNA of Pyricularia oryzae 70-15, 654 nucleotides long. RefSeq lists its product as uncharacterized. The transcript has a single exon. The record is from RefSeq and is a predicted model, not a curated record. NCBI's taxonomy places the organism in Eukaryota, Fungi, Ascomycota, Sordariomycetes, Magnaporthales, Pyriculariaceae. Bases 1 to 654 code for a protein of 217 amino acids.